AUGGUUGCGCGCGGGGCUACAAGCGGCGCGGGGCGGCACAGGCGGCAGAAGCACGGGAGGCCCCGACGAGAGCGGGAAAAGGAGCUGGAGGGGGCGGAGCGGGCAGGAGGAGGAGCCGGAGAGACGGGGCUGGAGGAGGAGGAGGAGCCCGAGGAACCGCAAGGCGCAGCCGCAAGUCUCGGAGGAGGAGCUGGAGGGAGGCGGAGCUGCGGGAGGAGGGGCGAGAAGAAAAGGAACGCGCAGUCGCGGAAUCCGGAGGCGGAGCUGGAGGGCCCCGGACGGAGGAAGGAGGGGCUGCGGGGUGGGAAGAACGCGAAAGCGCAGCCGCGGGCUCCGGAGGAGGAGCUGGAGGGGGCAGAGCUGCGGGAGGAGGGGCGAGAAGAAAAGGAACGCGCAGCCGCGGAACCGGAGGCGGAGCUGGAGGGCCCCGGACGGAGGAAGGAGGGGCUACGGGGUGGGAAGAACGGAAAAGCGCAGUUGCGGGGCUCGGAGGAGGAGCCGAGGGCGGAGGAGCGGGAAAGCACAGCCGCGGUUCCGGUGAAUGCGGCAACCCUCCAGCCAGAUCGCAGCAACUCAGAGGACUCAGGUGGCCCCCAGCAGCAGCAGCAGCCCUCAACCUCUUUGGAGGCGCCACUUUUCCCUCCCUCCCUGCAGACAGGAGCCAAAAGGUUUUCUCAAGAGGCAAAUACAGGCAUAGGAGAAGGCGAUGUGUUACAUGGUGAUGGAGGACGCGCAGUGUUAAUGAUGCUGGUCACAGUUUAACAUUCCUCAAUGAAAACGCAUUAAACAGGGCUGAGCAAUGGAAGAAAUGGCCCCUAAGAGAAUGCCAAGACACCCCGAUGCAUCCAUUCUACCGUGUAUGUUUCACUGGGAGUAUGACAAAUAAUUUACAACUGAUUAUAAAAUGCUAAUGUUUAUAAAUUAUUCUAAAAUAUAAGUUAAAAUGGAUACAAGUUCUUUUUCUGACUUUUAUUUCUCUGUCCUAUCCUUUUCCCUUCUAUUAUUUAAAGAACAGUUUUUAAAUAGAGAGGCGAGGAUAAUGAACACUCAUAAGCCCAUCACCUAGAUUUAGCAGCUUGUCACAAUUUUGCUAGAUUUGCUUCAUCUAUUAUUUUCGGAAGUAUUCUAAAUUAUAGGCAUAGUAUAUUCACCUCAAAAUUAUUUAGUCUGCAUCUGUAAAAGUUAUAUAUAAUAUACAAAAAAAUUAACUCAAAGUGGAUCAAAGACCUAAAUAUAAGAGCUGAAACUCUAAAAUUCUCAAGAGAAAACAUAGGUAUAAAUCUUCACGACUUUGGAUUAGGCAAUAAUUUCUUCAGUUUUUUAUUUUUUAUUUUUUGUCUUUUUUUUAGG
Sus scrofa (pig) is the source of this 1350-nucleotide messenger RNA. Lineage: Eukaryota; Metazoa; Chordata; Mammalia; Artiodactyla; Suidae. The record is from RefSeq and is a predicted model, not a curated record.